Molecule: messenger RNA, 1128 nt
Organism: Darwinula stevensoni
Lineage: Eukaryota; Metazoa; Arthropoda; Ostracoda; Podocopida; Darwinulidae
Source: the annotation of a GenBank genome assembly
AUGAGGCGGCUCGGUUGGUGCCACGUCCGGACGGCGGUGGCCGCGGUGUCCCUGCUCACCCUGGGUUUCCUCGGCGCGAUCCUGGACCGUACCACCCUCUCCCGGGUCCACGGCUGCGACCCGGACCAGGUGAACGUGCGGAAUCUGCUGCUGAGCGACAAGACCGACGCGCAGCGACCCGCUCCGCCGCCCGACCCCUUCGACUUCCACCCGCAGCGGGGCAUCCGCGACAAGUGGGGGAAAUACGCGAUCCACCCGUUCGUCUGGACGGGGACGGAGUGGGACGGGCUCUCGGAGUCGAGCCGGGUGUGUGCCGCGACCCAGGUCACCAUGGAGAGACUCUAUCAGUUGAUCAACGUGAGUCGGGUGUGGAAGGGGCCGAUCUCCGCGGCCGUCUUCACGCCGGACGUGGAGGUGGACGUGGGACGCGGGAUCGUGGAGAUGCUGCGUCGAUGCGUCCCGGAGAUCCGUCGGCAAGUCUCCUUCCACUUCGUCACGGAUCUGGAGCAUCCCCCAAAACUCCUUCCCGAGGACGGGGACUCCAAAGUGCAGGACGAGGGGUACCUUUGCUCGAAUUUGGAGAAGGAGAUCGAAUCGCUGCUGGCGAAGAGACCUCCUUCGAUGAUGGAGUGGCGGGUCCCCCUGAAAUACCCUCAGAAUCUGAUGAGGAACGUGGCUCGGUCGUCCUGCAGCACUCCUUUCACGUUCCUCAUCGACGUGGACAUGGUCCCCAUGCCCGGCUUGAAGGAGUCGCUGGAUGGCUUCUUGCACUCUCACGGACACGAGUGCACCAAGUGCGUGUACGUCGUCCCCACCUACGAGAUCCACGACAACGCCAGCGUGCUGCCUCGGAACAAGACGGAGUUGCUACGGCUGGUGGAUAAGAAGCUCGCCCGGCCGUUCCACGUGAAGGUGGCCGUGAGGAACUCGGAAUCCUCGGACCUGGCGAGGUGGGAGUCCAUUCCCGAGUCACCCCGCCUCGAGGUGGCCUACAACGUCACCAAGUACCGGAUCGGCUACGAGCCCGUCUACGUGGCCCGUGCCGACGUCCCUCAUUUCGACGAACGUUUCAUCGGCUACGGCUGCACCCGUUACACUCAGGUGAGCACCCCUCGACGAAGAACGUAA